AUGAGGUUGGAGUGGUCCUCGGCUUGUCUAGUAGAAGAAGAAGAAGGCUAUCAUAUUAGCGAUGAUAAAGGGACACCUACUAGAACCGUUAUAUGGACACCUUCCAGUAGUAUUGAUGGUCUUGUAUGCUUCUAUUCCUCCACAAGAGAAAUUACAGUGACAAACCCAGCCACGAGAUGGUCUUACAAGCUUCCUCGUGCCAACAUUCAAAUAGAGAAAGAGAAAAAUGACUCAGAGUUCCCUUUUCCAGGAUUUGGAAAAGACUACGUUACUGGAACAUACAAAAUAGUGUGGUUACAUAACACUAACAAGUACGACACCACUUUAGCAUGCGAGAUUUUCGAUUUUGGAGUCAAGCAAUGGAGGCAGGUGACUCCACCUCUUCCUGAUCAUCGCUUAAGCAACAACAACUUACCAACUUUUGCAAACGGAUGGCUUUACUGGGUCCACCUAGACCCGACGAAAUUGAUUGCUUUUGAUCUUCACAUGGAGAUGUUUCGAGUCAUUCCAAAUCCUAUUAUUGAGACAUUAUCAUCAUCAUCUGUGGUUGAUAUGGACUUCGGCAGCAUAGUCGAUGACCGUCGUCUUGUGUGGGCUUUGGAGACAACUCGAGAUGGCAUGCAACACGUUUGGAGGCUCACAAACCACAACACUGGAGGAGCAUUAUUGAAAAUGGACAAGAUGUUCUCCAUUGACUUGAACAAGAUUAACCCCACUUACUAUAUGCAUCCUGAUAAUUCUAAGCUCUUCCACCUUGAGGCAAUUUCGAAGAAUGGUAACAAGGUGAUGCUCUUUGAACAAUUCCAAGAUCCCCUCAUAUUUCAGCCCCUAAACUCUACAUAUCACAUCUUGUCUUGUUCUCCUCUUGGGGAAGAUCUCCUUAUUCCCUUUUUUCCAAGUUUAGUCUCUCCCUUUAUGAAUUAG
Messenger RNA from Capsella rubella, 924 nucleotides. Its product is annotated as putative F-box/kelch-repeat protein At1g12870. The coding region runs from base 1 to 924 and encodes 307 amino acids. The record is from RefSeq and is a predicted model, not a curated record. NCBI's taxonomy places the organism in Eukaryota, Viridiplantae, Streptophyta, Magnoliopsida, Brassicales, Brassicaceae. The transcript has a single exon.